AGCUGAUUUGCUGAGGCAUUUUUGCGAUGCGGUCGAAAGGCUCUGCACAUCGCACCAUUGAAGUGUGGCGCAGCGAAUUGUUUGCAGCCUGCUCGCGCAGCUACGGGCUUAACUUGAGCGAAUUCUACUGAUAGAUCUUGAAAGAUUCUUUGUACCUUCCACUCCAGAUCUUGUGUCGAUUCUCUUUUGUACCUUUAGCAAUGCCAUGGGAUCCGGAUUUAGUGCCUGAUGGGGUCAAUGUUGGCGGCUGGUUCUGCUUGGAGGACUGGUUCUACUCCCAGUCCAGUGGCAGCAAGGUGGGGCACUUUGUGGCUACACCCAACCCAGACUACAACAAGGAUACCUUUCAGCUGGAUGAGAAGUGCUUUGUGGGCCAUGUACGGACCAUUUUCCCACAGCUCACCCACGAGGAGGAGGCGAGGCUGCUGCGGCCGUACUUUGGUUGUGAGACGGACCUGGUGAACCUGCUGUUGCGGAGUGGUCUCAAGGAGGAGCGCAUCCUUGACCUUUUCUGGAAGCAUCGUCGAUGCUAUGUGACUCCCAUCGACUUGUCCCGGAUCCGCACUUUGGGACUGCGGAAAAUCCGCUUGCCCUUGACUUGGUGCAUCAACUACGAGACGCCCUACGUGCUAAAAGGAAAGGAUUUUGCCGGCCGUGACAAGGAAAUCAUCAUCCACACCAAGCCUUGCAUCGUCGAGGAUCCCUUCGAAAACGAUCCAGCGUUUGAUCCGAAGGGUAUGAAUCUGCCAUGCGACAAGUGGGUGUCCAUUCCGAUCAAGGCAGUGGAGCAGAUCCUGGAGACCGCCGCGGGCUUCGGCCUGCAGGUGCUGCUGGACCUCCACGCCUUCCCGGGCGGCUCCAGCGCCGGGACCUUCAACGGGGUCUGGCCGGUGAAUCCCCGGUUUUGGUCCGCGCACUACAAGGAGAACUUCAGGACGAUCAUGGAGAAGCUGCUGGAGUGGAUGAGCUCGCUGAGUCACCGAAACCCGAAAGCCUUUGCUGGACUCUACGGGCUUACGCCCAUGAACGAGCCAGCUCACAUGAAAGGUCUCUAUGAUGCUGCGGGUGCAGGGGUGCCAGUACCAUACCAGGCUGCCUACGAUGCGCAGGGCAUGAAGAGCUGGGCGCAAGUGCCCAUGGCCGAGAUUCUGGACACACUGGCCAUCGGUGUGGAGGAGUUCAGGAAGCAUCCAGUCCUGUUGGAGGGGAAGAAGAUGCUUCUGAUGAACGUCAUCGAGACCUCCUUCGCCGGAACCUUUGGCGGUGAGGACGCUGGAGCAUUUGCUGCGUCGCAGAAGGGCGAGGUGGCCUCUGUGACAGGUCAGCUAGGCCAGUGGUGGAGAUCCGUGACAUGUGCGGAGGAGCGCAGGACCUGGGCGGUGCUGGAUCUCCACAACUACAUCGCCUGGAACCCCGAGGUGAAGCACUUCGAAAGCAUCAAAGACUUGGAUGAGUUCCAGGCCUUGCUGACGGACAUGAGUCUCCCCUUCUUUCAGCAGCUGCGGGAGCGCUUGGGCAUCAAGCAGCCAGAACUGCUGGCGUGCUCGGAGUACAGCGGCAGCACCAACCAGGACACCCUUCUCUCCACCACAAGCGGCGUGGGGCGGCGCUCUCCAAACCUGCCGCGUCACGUUGGCUGGCAGACGCUGAGAGAUGCCUUCCUGCUGCUCCAGCACAGGGCGGCGAGGGUGCACCAAAUCGAAAUGUGGUUCUGGACGUAUCACAUCCGCAAGAACGUGAAUUAUCAGGGGGAGUGGUCAUUGCAACACGCCUUGUCUCCAUGGCCGAGACUAAAAGCGGAGGGCUUCGGGCUCUAUGGAUUCAGCAGGUGCCUGGUGCAUCUGACCUGCACCGCUGGAAGGCUGGUGGCCUACCUGCUGAAAUCACCCAGGAGUUUGUGGUUGCAAGGCCUCGGCAGCAGAUUCGGCUUCUUCCAAGCAACGCUUCGGUAACUGGAGUGAUUGCCGUAAAAUGCCACAAGUGCAACCUGUUGCCGCAAAAAAUGAAUCGAUUGGAUGCAGCAAAUACUGCAGCUCAGCUGCAUGUUUUCAACUCAACUAGCUUUAGAGGCGCACUUCCGUAGAGUCACA
Messenger RNA from Effrenium voratum, 2090 nucleotides. The record is from the annotation of a GenBank genome assembly. NCBI's taxonomy places the organism in Eukaryota, Dinophyceae, Suessiales, Symbiodiniaceae.